This is a messenger RNA of Chaetomium globosum CBS 148.51, 1188 nucleotides long. RefSeq lists its product as uncharacterized. Bases 1 to 1188 code for a protein of 395 amino acids. The record is from RefSeq and is a predicted model, not a curated record. Lineage: Eukaryota; Fungi; Ascomycota; Sordariomycetes; Sordariales; Chaetomiaceae. The transcript is spliced from 4 exons.
AUGUCCCUCCCAAGAGUAGGGCCCGUAGCGGCCAAUCUGCGAACCAUACUCGUCAAGGUGUCGCCAUCACCGGUGACGCUUUCAGAGCGGCGUGCUGUGCUCGGGGCGUUGAAGAAGUACGCCGAAGUCGAGGUCUUCAAGAAGCUGCAGGAACCAUCUCACUUCGUCUCCAUCGUCGCCCAGCCACAAAUGGCCGACAACCUCAUCGCGAACUCCCCCCUCCAAUUCGACGUCGCCGCCCAACCCCAGAACCAACACAACAAACCCCUCCUCACCACCACGCCACGGGGCAGCCAGCCCACACCCCAACACCCCCCCCCGAAACCACCAAGACCUUCCUCGUCCGAAAUCCGGUCCAAACCCGACUACCAACCACAAAACCCACAUCCGCGAAUCCCUAGUCUACGGCCCGGUGGCCAGAACAGGGGCCAAUUACAAGCCCAAACCCAAGCCCAAACCCCCAACCCCGACCCCGACCAAGCGCUCUUCCUCCGCGGGACUCUCUCGCGCGCGCCGCGGCUGGGCCGAACGCCUUACCGCCCCGGCUUGGACCCGCCUGGGGCUGGGCGGACUGGGAAGGAAGGCGGGCCAGGCUUGGCGAGGGACGAUGGGGUCGCGGACGGCGGGAGUAGGGCUCGGCCUGGAGCCUCUGGUCACGUCUGGCAUGCGCCACGGCUGAUCCUCACACUGUCGAUUUCAUCAACGGUCUGCCGAGUCCACCGCGGCCGUCGGCGUGGUGGUUUACGCAAACAGCCCGCUGCUUAUUUUAUUCCCGAGCUGUCUGCGUGGACGUCCAACUACCACGGCUUCUGCCCUAUUGGACGGACUGGGCGAGAACCGUGGCUGUGCUUGGCUCUGCAGAUAUGUGCAGUCAUGCACGUGUUUGAAGCUGAAGAUCGAUCUCCAACCAGGGGCAACCGUCCGAACGAUGGCAUGGAUGGUUAUUCUCGAAUCACACAUAUCCUGGGCCUGGUGGAGUUUUUCCCAGCAGCGGAACCUUCAAUACAAAAAGGCAGAACUGAGGAUCGGAAUCCUCCCCUCCAAUUGGAUCGGAUGUCGAGACUUGGAUUAUGGGCGGUGACGGGGCUGCGACAGCAUGUGCGGUGGCUGAACAGCCGAAUCCCACGUUGGAAACAGGGCACGGCUGAGCGCCGCGAGUACCCCUGCUUCGGCAUGCCAAGUCCCUGA